Messenger RNA from Saccostrea cuccullata (small rock oyster), 1691 nucleotides. Its product is annotated as S-adenosylmethionine decarboxylase proenzyme-like. Gene Ontology annotation, molecular function: adenosylmethionine decarboxylase activity. NCBI's taxonomy places the organism in Eukaryota, Metazoa, Mollusca, Bivalvia, Ostreida, Ostreidae. Bases 53 to 1039 code for a protein of 328 amino acids. The record is from RefSeq and is a predicted model, not a curated record. The transcript has 11 exons. Gene Ontology annotation, biological process: spermidine biosynthetic process; spermine biosynthetic process. Gene Ontology annotation, cellular component: cytosol.
ACAUGACGUCACAGUGUAGGUCAAAGUUGGACCGAUCGGGAAAAAAUUGAACAUGGCAGGUGCGAGCUCUCAAAAUUUUUUCGAGGGUACUGAGAAACUUCUGGAGGUUUGGUUUGAUGGUGACAACAAAUCUUCAGAUCUGCGAGAUGUCAAACAAGAGGACUGGGAGAAGCUGCUACGCAUCGUUAGAUGUGAAAUAAUCAGCAAGGAAAGCAAUGAUGACAUGGAUGCCUACGUUCUAAGUGAGAGCAGUAUGUUUGUGACCAAGUCCCGUUUCAUCCUGAAGACGUGUGGCCGUACCACCUUGCUGUUGGCUGUGGAGCCCCUCAUAGAUUUAGUCAAGGAACAGUGUGGAUUCACUAAAGUCCUUGAUGUUUUCUACUCAAGGAAGAAGUUCUCUAAGCCUGAGCAGCAGCACACAAUUCACCAGAACUUUGAAGAGGAAGUUUGUCAUCUGGAUAAGUUGUUCAAAAAUGGGGCUGCUUAUACACUAGGAAGAGUAAAUAAAGAUUGCUGGCACCUGUACACCAUGGAUGCAGUAGGAGUUAUGGAACCUGAUCAAAUGUGUCACCUUCUAAUGUGGGAAAUGUGUCCUGAAACAAUGAAAAUUUUCACCAAGAAAAUGUGCAAGGAUGGACCAGAGGCAACCAAAAAAUCUGGAAUCUGUGACAUCAUUCCUGGUGCCCAAAUUGACGACUUCCUGUUUGAUCCCUGUGGUUACUCCAUGAAUGGCCUGCUGCCAGGGGGUUACUACAUAACUAUCCAUGUGACCCCAGAGCCUCAUUGUUCUUAUGUCAGCUUUGAAAGCAAUGUUCCACAGGAGAACUACAUGGAGCUGAUGAAGAAGGUUCUGGACACGUUCAAGCCUGGCAAGUUCCUGAUGACUGUGUUUGCAAACAAGGAGUCUAUGGCUAAGGACAGUCACAAACAGUUGGAGGACAAGGACUAUGUCCCCGGUUACUCCAGGGCCGACCACCAGUUCUGUACCUUCAAGAACUACAAUCUGACCUACUCCCACUUUACCCGCCCUAUCAUCUAGGAAAUGGGGUCCGGGGGUUUGAGGUGUGGCUGCCUGUGUUUACCUCCCUCUAGGCCCCCGCUAGCCUUCUUUAAGGCCAUCUGUUUUUCCAAUAUUUGUUUGUAUUUAUCUCUAACCUCUGUUGUGUAUGUCGUGUUUCUGUGGAAUUCUCAUCAGACUGUUCUGAAAUAUAGACUUCGAUUUUCCUUGUUUUCUCAAAAACCUAGAUAAAUAGGCUUAACAAGCAACUUUUCAAUUAGGAGGACAAAAAUUGAAUUUUAUUUAGAGAUUUAUAUGAUAUUGUAAAGUUUUACAUUCAAGGAGAUACAUGUACUGAAAUUUAAGGAGAGAAUGCACUGUUAUGAUUUGUUUUCAUUCUUGAUGAAAUUUUUAUUAUUUUUUGUGUUGUUCCCAUUAUAUAAAUUAUGUUUUGGAUUUCUUGAUUUAUUAGUAUUUUGUUAUAACAAUAGUUAAAGAUUUUAUUUUGACUGAGAUUUCAAAUAAUAUUUUGAUAUUGUUAAUUUAAUCUGUUAUUGCAUGAACCUCACCCUGUGUAUAUUAUAACUUUUUAGGAAAAUUUUAAAAUUUAAAUCAGAAAUGUAUCCAAAAUUGUAUUAUAUAACAGUAAUGUGUUAAGCUUAAAAAGUAAAUUGGAUUAAACAAAACUAAAUAA